Molecule: messenger RNA, 4160 nt
Organism: Hippocampus zosterae (dwarf seahorse)
Lineage: Eukaryota; Metazoa; Chordata; Actinopteri; Syngnathiformes; Syngnathidae
Gene: nolc1
Product: nucleolar and coiled-body phosphoprotein 1
Exons: 15
Coding region: 178-3261 (1027 amino acids)
Cellular component (GO): nucleoplasm; nucleolus
Molecular function (GO): protein binding
Source: RefSeq, a predicted model, not a curated record
CAAAAUACGAUUUUAUGAACAGCGCAAUCAGCGGUGCAGAGCCCCUACGUUCUAAUAUAUGAUAAGCUCUAAAAUUACUUCUAUCAGACGAGUACACAAAACAAAGUCGAGUUUGAAUGAGGAGCGCAUGUGCUGAAGCGUUUUAGGUCACUUCCCUCCAUUUCCAGCGUGGUAAAGAUGGCGGCGCACAAGUCGGUCCCGAGCGAUUUGUACAAAUGUGUCUACUCGUUUCUGCUGGAGAACAAGUUCACCAAGGCAGCUCGGCAGUUUGUCAAGCAGAUUAAAGUGAGUCCACAGGAUCCAAAUGAAGAACGUCUUCUCAAUAUCUACGAUUUUUGGGUGAAAUCACCCCAAUCUCGGAAACGCAAAGAGAUUACUGACAAGACUGAAGCCGCUAGCUCAGUAGCCAAGAAGGCAAAAACCAGUAAAGAGAGUUCCAGCAGUGAGGCAUCCAGCACUGAGGAGGAUGAAGCCAGUGCAAAAGUAAAGAAGGCUACUCCUGCUGCCAAGGCAGUACCUGUGAAGGCAGUGGCUACUAAACCAGUGCCCAAAAAAGCUGCAUCCAGCAGCAGUAAAAAAUCGAGUGACUCUAAAGAAAAGAAGGCUCCUGCUAAGGCUCCUGUAAAGCCUGCAACAACUGUAAGUGGAACAAGGAAGAAAGACAGUAGUUCUAGCAGUGAAGAAUCAGACUCUGAAGAGGAGCAACCUACCAAAACUCCAUCAAAGACAGUGGCUACCACCAAGGCCAAAGCUCCUAUCCCCGCUUCUGGUGCAUCUAAGAAAAAACAAGAGGGCAGCAGUGAAGAAAGUUCCUCUGAGGAUGAAGAACCAGCCAAGGUCAAACCUGCCCAAGGGAAAGCGGUUGCUGCAGAUUCGAGCAGUGAGGACUCAUCCUCUGAAGAUGAGGCUCCACCCAUCAAGAAACCCAAAUCAGGGAUGUACAGUGCAGUCCCACCUCCCGCUACAGUCCAGAAAGCAGCGGCUCCAGCAGCAAUCAGUAAGGCCAAGGAUGAUGACUCAGACAGCAGUGAUGACAGCAGUGAUGAGGAUGAAGGAAAGAAAAUAGCUGCUAAACCAGUGCCGAUAAAGGAGACCGCACCUAGAAAAUUUUUGAAGAAGCCUGCUGCUAAGAAAGAAUCCAGUUCUGACAGCUCAGAUUCAAGUUCAGAUGAAGAGGAGACCAAAAAGCCCGCACCCAAGGUCACACCAGCAAAAGCGGCCCCAGUCAAACGGGCCCCAGCAAAAAAGGAUGAUUCCUCAAGCUCAGACAGCAGCUCAGACGAUGAAGCUCCAGCAAAGCCUGCCACUAAACCUGCAGCACCAUCAACACCAUCUGCCGCUUCAAAAGCGGCAGCUGAGAGCAGUUCUGACUCCACAUCUGAUGAGGAAGAAGCAGCCAAGCCCGCAAAGACUGGCGUUUCUGCUGCCAAAGCCACCACCCCAUCUUCUAAGCCCACAACUCUUGCCAAAAAGUCUGCUGCAGCAGCUAAAAGCAGUUCAGACUCUGACUCCUCGUCUGAAGAGGAGAAACCAGUGAAAAUGAAGCCGGCAACCACAAAACCUACAGUGCCAGCUUCAAAAGCUGCUACUCCUGUUGCAAAAGGCGCCAAAGGAAAGACGGCAGCAAAAAGCAGCUCUGAGUCAGACUCCUCAUCUGAAGAUGAAGAGCCUGCAAAAGCCAAGGCACCUACAAGUAAACCCUCCACCCCUGCCGGGAAGGCUGCAACCCCCUCAAAGGCUGCUGCAGCCGAAAGCAGCUCCGAGUCAGACUCUUCAUCUGAAGAUGAAGAGCCUGCAAAAGCCAAGGCACGUACAAGUAAACCCUCCACCCCUGCCGCUAAGGCUGCAAACCCCUCAAAGGCUGCUGCAGCCGAAAGCAGCUCUGAGUCAGACUCUUCAUCUGAAGAUGAAGAGCCUGCAAAAGCCAAGGCACCUACAAGUAAACCUUCCAACCCUGCCGGGAAGGCUGCAACCCCCUCAAAGGCUGCAGCAGCAGAAAGCAGCUCUGACUCAGAUUCUUCAACUGAAGAUGAAGAACCAGUCAAAGCAAAAUCAACACCUGCUAAAGCUGCCACCCCAGCUUCAAAGGCUGUCACCCCGGUAACAAAAGCUGCUCCUCCACCAAAGAGCAGCUCUGAGUCAGACUCUUCAUCUGAGGAGGAAGAACCUGCUAAAGCUAAGCCAGCUACAAGUAAGCCUGCCACUCCUGCUGCAAAGACGGAUGCUGCAGAAAGUAGUUCAGACUCUGACUCCUCAUCCGAAGAUGAGACGGAGAAAGCGAAGCCAGCAACGGGGAAACCUGCUGCCAAGGCUGCCACUCCUGCUUCCAAGGCUGCCACUCCUGCUUCUAAGGCUGCCACUCCUGCUUCUAAGGCUGCCACUCCUGCUUCUAAGGCUGCCACCCCUGCAGCAGAAAGCAGCUCAGAGUCUGACUCUUCGUCCGAGGAAGAGGACGAACCUCCUAAAGCCAAGCCCGCUGCAACUAAAGCGGCUGCUCCUCCAGCAAAGGCUGCAGCAGCCCAUGCAGAGAGCAGUUCAGACGAUGACUCUUCUGAAGAGGAAGCCCAAGCAAAGGCAAAACCUGUGGCCAAGAAGGCAGCCGUGGUGGCUAAAUCUGCAGCUUCAAAAGCAGCUCCAGCGAAGGCCAAGGAGAGCAGCUCCGACUCGGACGACAGCUCAGACUCCGAGACGCAGACCAAGAGCACCCCUGCUAAGGCUGCCGCCGCCAACGGCACCGCUACCAAAGCUGCAUCGGCUAAACCCGCAGAGUCAUCAGACAGUGAUAGCAGUUCGGAGGAGGAGGAGGCCACUUCCACCCCUGCUCAUUCAACCAAGGCGACUAAAGCUAAAAACAAAAGCAGUUCCUCAGACAGCUCAGAUGAUGAAGAUGAGGCGCCAGCAAAGGCUGUCACCACCCCCAAGGCCAAUGGCACCAAUGGAAAGCAAAAGCAAGAGACAAAGACUCCAAAAUCAAAAAAAGCAACUACUACACCACAAACUUUUCCCAAAGCCAACAAGUCUUCUAACAUCCCUUUCCGAAGAAUAAAGGAGGAAGAUGUCGCCGUGGACCCCCGCCUUGCAGACAACUCUUUCGAUGCUAAGAAGGGUUCCAAUGGCGAUUGGGGCCAGAAAGCCAACGAAACUCUCCGCUUUACCAAAGGCAAAUCGUUUCGCCACGAAAAGACGAAGAAGAAGAGAGGAAGCUACCGAGGUGGCACCAUCAACACCUCGGUCAACUCGAUCAAGUUUGACAGUGACUGAGGACCUUUCCCUCCCUCUGAACUCAACAUCACCUGCGUGACGCGGGCCCUCACAUCCAGUGGCUACUUUGACCGAUAACAUUUAGUUUGAAAGUAGCAAUUAAGAGGGGAUUCACCGUGAAAGACACAAGGAUGACAAAUGACCGCUUAUAGCCACAAUGUGGCUUAAGGCCAUCAGUCCAGACUGUCAAGGAAACCACGUCACCAAAUAUGACCUGUCUGGUACGUUUUUCCAUGUAUGCAUUGCAGCCACCCAGUCCACUUUGAUAAUUAAUUGCAGAUUGAUUAUAUACAUCCGUCAACCUAUGGUAAUAAUGGAGACUGUUCUUUUUUUUCCUGAGACAUAAUUUUGCUGAGGACAUAAAUAUGUUUUAUGGUUUGUAUUUAUUGUGUAUUAGUCCAUUUCACUAAUUAGACUAAAUUUUCAUUGUUCCAUACAAGCCAUUUUGCGGUGAAAUGUAGUUAAAAUUCAUCCUUUUAUUUCUCCUGUUAUUAGGUAGCAAUGUUGCCAAACCGUUUAACUUUUUUCCUUUGGGAUUUACUGUACACAAACCAUUAUUUUACUUUUUCCUGUCAUGAACCCCAACAUGAAUCACAAGAUUAACAAUAUUGUCAAGGCCGGUACUGGUGAAUUCAGUUGACACCAGGUGGCACACUAACACCUUUAUCCAACUAUCCAUCUACUCAACAGUUUAAAAUCCUCACGAGGGUUGGGCGUGCUGGAGCCUAUUUUAGCAGUUGAUACAAUUGUCAACAAGAGUUUCACUUUUGUUGUGACAUUUCAAGAUUGUCUUUUUUCUAUGUGGACAAUAAAGUGGAGUAAAAUUUAUACUUUAGAAUGCCAUAUUAUGCCAAGUUACCCGUAUAAGACUGAUGCCAUAUUAAAUUCACCAAUCUACA